Eriocheir sinensis (Chinese mitten crab) is the source of this 1216-nucleotide messenger RNA. RefSeq lists its product as uncharacterized. Lineage: Eukaryota; Metazoa; Arthropoda; Malacostraca; Decapoda; Varunidae. The coding region runs from base 169 to 573 and encodes 134 amino acids. The record is from RefSeq and is a predicted model, not a curated record. The transcript is spliced from 2 exons.
GCAAUGAUAGGUGUUGGUGUUCUUGUUGUUCUUGUGGUGGUGAUGUGGCGUUUCCGGCAGCGAAGGAUAUCCAAAGAAGUGCCCCGCGUGCCGCUGCGGCGUGGACUGGCCGCCUCCUGGCGCGUCGGUGGCGAGGCAGCGAUCGGCGACAGCCGCGUGUAGCCGCCCAUGGGCCCCACCGUGCGCCCGCGUGUGGCGCCGCGGCAGCAGGAGCCCGACUACCUGUACUUCGGCGACGACGAGGAGCACAUCUACGACGAGUUCCCCGACCCUCUAAUCCACCAGGAGAUCCCUGGGCCUCCAAUCUACGAGGAGAUCCCCGGGCCUCCUAUUUACGAGGACAUCCCCGGGCCUCCAAUCUACGAGAAUAUCUCCGAGCAUCCACGCAGCCACGAGGCCGAAAACUUAGACUCCGAUGAUAGUGCUUACCUCACCUCGAGGCGAGCACCCCCGGGCACACCCUCAGGGCAUCCACCCAGCCAAGAGGCCGAAUACUUAGACUCCGAUGAUGUUGCUUACCUCACCCCGAGGCGAGCCCCCCCGGGCACACCCUCAGGGAUCACAGAGGGCUGAGGGCGUGCGUGAGACCCCGCUCCCGACGCACGGGGACACGGCUGCUGCCGCUCCCAGGCCACCACGCCACACAGGGGUAAGCACUGCAGGAUGAGGGCAACUAGGCGGCAGCACCGUGCCCUCCAGAAGAGCAGGGGGCAGCACCGUGCCCUCCAGACGAGCAGGGGGCAGCGCCGUGCCCUCCAGACGAGCAGGGGGCAGCGCCGUGCCCUCCAGACGAGCAGGGGGCAGCACCGUGCCAUCCAGACGAGCAGGGGGCAGCGCCGUGCCCUCCAGACGAGCAGGGGGCAGCACCGUGCCCUCCAGACGAGCAGGGGGCAGCACCGUGCCCUCCAGAAGAGCAGGGGGCAGCACCGUGCCCUCCAGACGAGCAGGGGACAGCACCGUGCCCUCCAGACGAGCAGGGGGCAGCACCGUGCCCUCCAGACAAGCAGGGGGCAGCACCGUGUCACACACACACACACACACACACACACACACACACACACACACACACACAAGUACAUUUUCCUGGACCGUAAAUUUUCCAAACGGCUCCAAUCACUAAUUCACAUUUUAUUCUUUUGUUCUUUAUUUGUUUGUUGUUUAUAGUGAUGGCGCGAAGGAGGAGGAAGAGGAGGAGGAGGAAGAGGAGAAGGAAGAG